AUGGCUAGUAUACCGUUAAUGUAUGCGCAGGAGGACUGUGAAUUGGGAGAAAAGGGAAGCAUUGAGGAUGAUUUUGCAUAUCGCAACAAUGUUAUGAAUGCGGAUAAGGAUAUUCGUCUUGGCUUUAUUCGAAAAGUUUAUAGCUUGCUGACAGUACAACUGUUGGUCACUGUCGCAAUUGCCUCAGUUUUUUUACUUGUUAAGCCAGUACAAGUAUUUAUACAUUCCAAUGAAUGGAUGGUACUAAUUGCAUUUGUUCUGAGUAUGGGGACACUACUAGCGCUGAUUGUUAAACGUCGUGAAUAUCCCACAAACCUCUACCUCCUGGCUGGUUUUACUGUGGUGCAAGCAUACACUAUUGGUGUAGUGGUGUCAUACUUUGACACAUUCAUUGUCCUUCAAGCCCUGGGACUCACAUUCACUGUGGUUCUGGCUCUGACUUUAUUCACAUUCAAUACAAAGAGGGAUUUCUCUUUCGUCGGAUAUGGCCUCGUAGCAGGUCUCAGCGUGCUUAUUAUCGGAGGUAUUAUUCAAAUCUUCCUUCAAAGUUCUGCCUUCGAAAUCGCCCUUUCUUUUACCGGAGCUGUAUUCUUUGGACUUUUCCUUAUCUUUGACACUCAACAGCUUAUGACAACUCUAUCCCCAGAAGAAUAUAUCCUCGCCACUAUCAAUUUGUACAUGGAUAUACUAAACCUCUUUCUAUACAUUUUGCGUAUUUUAAACGAACUUAACCGUAACUGA
Pieris macdunnoughi is the source of this 741-nucleotide messenger RNA. NCBI's taxonomy places the organism in Eukaryota, Metazoa, Arthropoda, Insecta, Lepidoptera, Pieridae. The record is from the annotation of a GenBank genome assembly.